UUGGCUGGAUCACCAGUUGCACAGGUGCCAUUCUGCAAUGACUGUUUAAAUCGCUGGUGCUGCGAGAGGCUCCUGUUUUGAAGAAGGUCGCGACGAGAGACAUUGUCAUGCUUAGCAGUCAGGCUGAAGUUGAGACAUAUCGUCGCGGCCAGUUUAUUUUACGAGCUGGAUCGUCUAUGGAUAGGAUUUAUAUUAUUCAAGAAGGACAGGUUAGAAUAAGUUGGGGUGCAGCUGGAGGUUCAUCUCGUAAUUCUCGUGGUGAAACUGUUGCUGUUAUGAAGCGGUUGGAAAUACUUGGUGAGGCACUUAUUCUCAACGACGAGACGGUCAUCUCGUGGAAUUUCGUUGCUUCCUCUGAGCAUACAUCUGUCAUUGUUAUUGAACGGAGUUUAUUCACUGAGGCACUUCUUAAUGAUAUUAGGAAGGACCUCCAAGUGCAGCUUGUUGCGCUUGGUUUACAGAGAUUGCCUUCAUUUCUGGAGCUAAGUUCCGAACAACUUUACAGUCUAGGCCGUCACUUUGACGAUACCGCUCACGUCGCAGGCGAAGAGAUUACAAAAUGUGGUGACGUUUUGGGGCCUGAAGCUAGAAUUUACGUGGUUCAGAGCGGGACUAUAUGUCUUUCCAAGUCUGCUGACGACGAAAUGGUGAUGACACCGCGUGGCAGCCAUAUUUCCUACACCUCUAGACAAAACGUGAGGGAACCAAGGGACUCUGGUAUUGGCUUUUGGGGUAGCAGGCUUGGUUCACUACUUAAGUCCGGCAGUACACCUCAAUCUCCACGAAAUAGCAACUUUGUCGCGGGUGCACUGACUACCCAGGACUUGCUCAGUCUUUCACAGGGCCUUGGUGGAUCGACUAAAGUUAGAAAAGGUGGAAGUCCUCGUCAGAGUAUUGGUUGUAGCUCUCCUUGGACUCUCACGACCUAUGGUGUUUUUGGAGAUGAAUGCCUUUUAACUCGUGCAAGCGCAAAAGAUGAAAGCUACUGGCCACCUUGCAAAACAACAUCUGUGGUAGAAUCUUCCAGGGGAAUAUGUUUAUCCGUGACUAUUGCGAAGCUGACUUCAAUCCUUGGUCCUAUUCAAGAGCUACUCACCCGGUUGACAAAUACCAAAGUACUCGGGAAAAUACAUUGCUUAGACUACCUUUUUGGCUCAGAAAUAGACUUAUUAUCUCAUUCCAUGGGCGUGAGAAAGCUACAUUCUGGUGAAAUGUUGUAUCGAGCUGGAGACCCCGGUGAUCGUUUAUACAUCGUGAGCAAGGGAACAGUGAUCGAAACAGUACAUACUCCCACACCCGAUGGGAGCAAACAGAAGGGGGACCAGAUUCUUCUAUCUAAGGGAUCAUAUUUUGGAGAGAAUGCUCUUUUGGAUGACGAGCCAAGGCCUUCCACCAUGGUUGCGGGAACAAUGGAUGCCAACAGACCAGGAGGAGCAGAGCUUUUCUACCUGGACAAGGGAGUGCUGGAGGCAAACUUUGGACCGCUCCGGGAGCUCAUUGAAAAUCGUAAAAAGGAAAAUGAAUUGAAGGGAAUUGUUAAAACAAUCGGAUAUGAGGAUUUGGAAGAACUUGGAAUUAUCGGAACAGGGCUCUUCGGCAAAGUGAAGCUGGUGUUUUGCCGACGGACACGCGAGUAUUAUGCUUUGAAGUGUGUCAGCAAGGCAAAGGUCAUAAGACUCCAGGAGGAAGAACAUCUCAGAAAUGAGAAACUAUUUAUGACUGAAAUGGACCAUCCGUUUAUCACCAAGCUUAUUCGAACCUACAAGGAUGACAAGAAUAUUUACUUGCUUCAAGAGCUGACCACGGGAGGCGAGUUAUUCUUUCAUAUGGAGAAAGUUGGGCCUUUGAGGGAGGCUGAGGCAUCGUUUUAUGCCGGUGCUGUUCUUUUGGUGUAA
Molecule: messenger RNA, 1895 nt
Organism: Selaginella moellendorffii
Lineage: Eukaryota; Viridiplantae; Streptophyta; Lycopodiopsida; Selaginellales; Selaginellaceae
Exons: 11
Coding region: 108-1895 (595 amino acids)
Biological process (GO): peptidyl-serine phosphorylation; signal transduction
Cellular component (GO): cAMP-dependent protein kinase complex
Molecular function (GO): cAMP-dependent protein kinase activity; ATP binding
Source: RefSeq, a predicted model, not a curated record